Messenger RNA from Nezara viridula (southern green stink bug), 852 nucleotides. NCBI's taxonomy places the organism in Eukaryota, Metazoa, Arthropoda, Insecta, Hemiptera, Pentatomidae. The record is from the annotation of a GenBank genome assembly.
AUGAUCUUUGGCGAAGAGUAUAAUGGAAGCAUGACUCAAAGGACUGGAGGGGGGCCUCCCACCCGCAAGGCCGGUAUAAGGCGCCCCUUGGAGGGUUGCACCGGCUCUGUUAGUACCGCAUCAGUUUCAGUCAUGAGAACAUUCUGUCUACUUCUCGUCCUUGCAUCAGCUUAUGCUGCUGAAUACCGAUGUCCGGAGAAGUACGGGCAGUUCGAGGACGCCAAGCAAUGCGACAAGUUCUACGAGUGCGAAGAAGGAGUGGCCACCGAAAAGCUCUGUCCUGAUGGAUUAGUCUUCGAUCCUCUCAACAGAAAAAUCAACAAAUGUGAUCAACCUUUCAACGUUGACUGUGGUGACAGGAUUGAGCUCCAACCACCGAAGUCAAACCACUUGUGCCCGAGAAGAAACGGCUACUUCGCACACCCCGAUGAGUCGGUCUGUCACAUAUUCUACAACUGUAUUGAAGGAGAAGCCACCGAAAUAACAUGCCCGACUGGUCUCCACUUCGACGAGUACUCUGGUACCUGUGUUUGGCCCGAAUCUGCUGGGAGGAGCAACUGCGGGCAGACUGAAACUAUCAAGCUGAAGGAUGGGUUCUCUUGCCCUAAGGCCCAGCAAGCCAACGCUCAUGGACAGACAGUUGCACACCCCGUCUUUGCCCACCCGGAUGACUGCCAGAAGUUCUAUGUCUGCCUCAACGGUGUCACUCCCAGAGAACAAGGAUGCGGUUCCAGCGAAGUAUACAACGAGGAGUCACAGAAGUGCGACCAACCAGAGAACGUUCCCGGAUGUGAGGACUGGUUCAAGGAUACCCCAAGCGCAGGAGACAAGAAGCGUUCAAGGAGGCGAUAG